AUGACAUCAACAUUAAAUGAUUCAUUACAUAUUGAUCUUGUUAAUACAAAAGCUUAUCCAACUAUCAGUGCAUUACCUAAAACACAAGGUCCUAUUUGUUUAUAUAUACUUCAAUAUGAUGAAAAACUUGAUUGUAAAACAAUACCAUUUCAUGCUACAAUUUAUGAUUUUGAUUUUGAACCAUCAUUUACACGCAAAGGUCUUGAAGAUGCUUAUCGUCCUGCUACAAAAAUACUUGAAGUCUUACAAGCAGCACAUGAUAAAAUCAAAAUUCGAGAGUUGACCCUGAUUUAUUCGAAUGUACUGCGUGGUAUAUCAUUAAUGAAACAAGCAACAUCUUAA
Molecule: messenger RNA, 342 nt
Organism: Adineta steineri
Lineage: Eukaryota; Metazoa; Rotifera; Eurotatoria; Adinetida; Adinetidae
Source: the annotation of a GenBank genome assembly